Molecule: messenger RNA, 3847 nt
Organism: Geodia barretti
Lineage: Eukaryota; Metazoa; Porifera; Demospongiae; Tetractinellida; Geodiidae
Source: the annotation of a GenBank genome assembly
GAGGGGGAGGGGUGUCCUUCUUCGGGUGCCCUCUCUCCUGUCUUCAGCGACAGCGGCCAGCCCGUGGUGCCACGCCCACCUCUGCUGCAAAAUCCCCGUGACCCCCUCAAUCUCGAAGGGUUUUUGCCUAAAAACUGCCAGCUAAGACAGGUGGUAGUAGUGGUAAAGGCAGACGUGGAGGGAGGAGAAAGACAGUGUCCGUGACAGAGGAUGGAGGGCCUGGUGGUGGGAAGCAAGAGGGAGGGAGGGGGAGAGGGGGGUGGGGGAAGGGAGGGGGCAGGGGAGGACGGAGAAGGAAGAGCAAGAAAAUGGAGACUGAGCAGGCAGACCGCGCGGCUUCCUCAGGACCAGUGCUGGAGCCGCCAGUGUUCCGGCCAGAGGACCAGCGCUAUCACUACGGCAACUACGACAUGUACUACGGGUACAGGUGCUCCGGUCGGGGGUCAGCGGAGGUCAGCGACCCUCGUCUCGGCCACAUGAAGAGGGAGUGGUUUGAGGGAAAAGACUGCCUUGACAUCGGAUGCAACACUGGCCAGAUAACUCUUGCCAUAGCACGGCACUUCAACCCACAGAGUAUAGUGGGCAUCGACAUUGACCACAAGCUCGUGAGAAUCGCAAACAAAAACCUCUUCAGGCAGCAGAUUCCGGCGGUGACACCAGACGGCCGUGCCUUUCCCUCCUCCUUCACCUCCAUGGCUCCCUUCUCUCUCCUCUCCUCCAAGAUCCGCAGCAGUCGAGCCGCAUCUCGUGUCACCUCCACACCGCAGCCGUUCCCCAACAACAUCUCGUUCUCACAGGAGAACUAUGUGCCACAGUCAGAGCCGGACGUGGAGGCAGUGGAUCAGCAGUAUGACGUCAUCCUGGCUCUCAGCCUCACCAAGUGGAUCCACCUCAACUGGGGCGACGCGGGGCUCCGCAGAACGUUCCGGAAGAUGUUCCGUCAGCUGCGGCCUGGCGGGAGACUGCUCCUGGAGCCGCAGUCCUUCGCCUCCUACACCAAGAAGAAGAAACUGACCCCGGCCAUCUACCAGAACUACCACACCAUUGAGUUCCAGCCGAGUCAGUUCCAGGCCUACCUCAUGUCAGGCGAGGUGGGCUUCACUAAGCACAGGUUCCUCGGAGUCCCUCAACACAAGGCUGAAGGUUUCAGACGACCACUCCAUCUCUACAUGAAGAGCAAGACUAGUGAUUAUGGCAGUAGAGGAGGGGGAGAGAGCAGUGGGAAAGUGGGAGACCAGGAGAGUGUUGGAGGUUGGAGGAGGAGGGGAAGAAAAGAAUAGGGAGGGAGGAGAGAGGGGGGUGGAGGGCGAGGGAGGGGAAGAGGAGAUGGAGACAGUGUUUGCAGGGGGCGAGGGGGGUGGGGGAGGAGGGAGAUCUCAAGGAAAUGCUGCAGAGGGAGAAAGAGGAGUAGCGAGGGAGGGAGAGAGAGUCGCUCAACCUGAAGCAGUCACCAAUGAAGAGAAAGGUGUUGUCACAGAGACAGUGGUGGAGGAGGGGAGUCACUGUGACGGCAGUGUGGGACAGGAGAGAGCCAAGAGAGACAGAACCAGUGGAGAGUAGCUCUUAGAGUAUGUGCCGAUGGUGUUUUGUAGAGUAUAUGUAUGUUUCAUCUCAUUUUCCCAUGUCGAUACUUGAGAGAAAUAUGACAAUCAUGCAAGAGUAUUAUGAUUAGUUGUUAAUUUUAUGAGCCCCAGCCCUGACCACGCAAGAAUGUAGUGAAUUCAUCUUCUGGUGAGCCAAGGAGCAGUUAGAACGAAUGUGGAUGGCCAAGGUUCUGAAUUUGCGGGUCAAGGUUCUAUGGAACAACUAUAAUUAUACCGUUGUACAAUGCACAUGCAUGAAAUUAUAGUGUAUAGCAUACCAGCCAUAGAGAGAGAUGUAAAUCACAUUAUACAGUGUAGGAAUGGUUUAAAGGUCUUGCUUAGAUGAAUUGUCGUGCCAGAAAGUAUGUAUAUAAUUUUACAACACAAUGGAACUCAUCGUUAUGCAAGUUCAACUUCGUAUCGUUCUCCCUUGCCCCAUUUGUAGUGAGUAACUUGUCCAGCAUUGUUUGUGACUGGUAUUACAUCAUCUCCAUACUCAGCACCAUAGUGACCGCCAUAAUGAUAAUCAUAACCUUGAUAUUGUUGUUGGUAGUAUACUGUUCCAACAGUUUGAUCAGCAACUACGAUGCUUUGCUAGUGCUACCCCUCUUAAAAUCAGGUCCCCUACUCACUCUAGCACCAUUGCUGGGCUUACCACUCACGGUGAAAGAGUGUGAAGCCGUGCUCUUACCAAAUUCAACAGUAACAGUGUGUUUACCCCCACAUACCGGCUUCACCACAACUUUAUACCUGGAAUCUGAUGAGUAUCCAUGGCUGUUACCAGCUCGCUCCGUGUCAAAGCGUCGUGAUUGUACACUGCUACCUCCCCAAACAGCACCAGCAUCAAUGCGACUUUCUCGGGCUAUAGAUGUUACUGUUAUGUUUGCACUGUCCAACUUCUUUUGAGAUUGACCAUACUGGACGACAACCUUCAAUGUGGGGGGAGUGGCCUGUUGUAGAGCUAUAUUUGCCCCUGACCUGCCAUCAACAAGACCCUGGUUCCCAGAAAUUGUAAAAACAUAGUCACUGUUCAACUUUGCAUCUCUGGUUGCGACUUGAACUUGCAGGCCUUUUAGUUUUACAUGAUCUAUGCCACCAACUGUGGCUACUGCGAGAUUUUUCCCACAAUUAAAUUUCGGGGUCGAUAAAACUACACCAGUAAAUGGACGUUCAUCCCAUUCCCUCUGCCGGAUGAUUUUCAGCUGAUUGAUGCUCUGCAGGGCGGUAAGAAUCAUCUCACUGUCAUUGGUACACGUGAGAGCUUUGUCAACUAGACUAAAAACUGCGGAGAUAUGCCCAAUGCCCACUUCGUGAAACUCCUUGUCUGCCCAGAUCUGCUUCAGGUCUUUCUGACAAACCCCUUCAGCUUCUUGCAGAAGAGCAUUACGUCGCGCUUCGAUUGAGCGAACAAGAUUAUCGAAAAAUGAAUUUAUAUUGGCUUUCAAGGUUUGGGGAUGAGCGACUGCGGCUGCUUCGACUGUCUUAAUCCCCUGAAGAUUAUGCUUCAAAACAGUAAACUUUUUUUCAACGUUGGAUUUUAAGGACUUCAUUACUUUCCCGACAUUUUCACGAGCUUCCUCGGCAAACUUGAAGUUAUGCUGGCGAUGCUCUACUAGGGUGCAGUCACGACAGAUUAGCUUUUUGCAGUCCUCGCAGUAUAGCUUGAGAACUUCCCCUUUGUGCUGGGCACAGUAAUGAACCUUGCACGACUGCAAUGUAGCUGCAUCGACCUCAGCGAUAGGACAAACUUUAUGCCCCUCAUAGAUUUUUAGCCUUUUAUGGAGCUCCAGCCCACACACACGGCAAAGAUAUUUUUGACAAUUGAUACAAAAAUGCGAUAUGGUACAAGACUGCCCACACUCACCGCAAACUUGCGUUUCGGUAUUUUUUGACAGCCUCGCAGCUUCGACUUCAUGUGUCGCUAUGAAAUCAGUUAGCAGCCCAUCCAUCCCACCAGCCGGAAUUUGAUGUUCUUUACGGCAUUUUGGACAAGUGACCUGAUCUCCACCUCUAGCAGUUUUGUUCAGACACUCGAGACAGAAGGUGUGGCAACACGGCAGGACUUUUGGCUCGGUAAACAACUCCAGGCACACGGAACAAGUGUGCUCGCUUGAUGGACGGCCUUGACCGCUGUGAUGUUCAGCAGGGAACCCCUUCGAAGUCAUCGCGCUCAUCUUGGGGUGGUCUUCUGUCCAGAGGAGUCUGGAUCUGGUCGGGGUUUACCCUAGAGAGUUUACCAGACAAGUCAACCCCAGGCGGCCGGC